AUGGGGACACGGCCCCCCAAGGCCCUGCUCCUCCUCCUCUUGCUUCGGCUGCUGCCGCCACGCGGGGCAUCGGCGGGGAGCCUACAGAGCCCAGGCCUGUCCGAGUGCUUCCAGGUGAACGGCGCCGACUACCGCGGCCACCAGAACCGCACCGGCCCGCGCGGGGCCGGCCGCCCGUGCCUCUACUGGGACCAGACGCAGCAGCACAGUUACAGCAGCGCCAGCGACCCCCAGGGCCGCUGGGGGCUGGGCGCGCACAACUUCUGCCGUAACCCAGAUGGUGACGUGCAACCAUGGUGCUACGUGGCCGAGACAGAGGAGGGCAUUUACUGGCGCUACUGCGAUAUCCCCACGUGUCACAUGCCUGGGUACCUGGGCUGCUUCAUGGACUCUGGGGCACCUCCAGCCCUCAGCGGGCCCAGUGGCACCUCAACAAAGCUCACAGUCCAGGUGUGCCUUCGCUUCUGCCGCAUGAAGGGCUACCAGUUGGCGGGCGUGGAGGCUGGCUACGCCUGUUUCUGUGGCUCUGAAAGUGACCUGGCCCGAGGACGCCCAGCUCCUGCCACCGAUUGUGAUCAGAUCUGCUUCGGCCACCCGGGCCAGCUGUGUGGUGGUGAUGGGCGCCUGGGCAUCUAUGAAGUGUCCGUGGGCUCCUGCCAGGGGAACUGGACCGCACCCCAGGGUGUCAUCUACUCCCCGGACUUCCCGGACGAGUACGGGCCGGAUCGUAACUGUAGCUGGGUGCUGGCCCCUCCGGGCGCCGCGCUGGAGCUCGCCUUCCGCCUCUUCGAGCUGGCCGACCCGCGUGACCGGCUGGAGCUGCGCGACGCCGCCUCGGGCAGCCUGCUCCGUGCCUUCGACGGCGCCCGGCCGCCGCCGCCGGGUCCUCUGCGCCUGCGCGCCGCCGCGCUGCGGCUCACCUUCCGCAGCGACGCGCGAGGCCACGCUCAGGGCUUCGCGCUCACCUACCGCGGGCUGCAGGACGCCGACGCCGACCCGGCGCCCCUCGAGGGCUCGACUCAGACCCCCGCAGCGCCCCUCGACGGGGCCAACGUGAGCUGCAGCCCAGGGCCUGGCGCUCCAGAGGCCUCGAUGGGGGCCCAGGUCUUCUCGACGGUGACGGCCGUCUCGGUGCUGCUCCUGCUGGUGCUGUCGCUGCUGCGCCUGCUGCGCGGACGGGGCUGCCGGCUGGCUCCGAGUAAAGGGCCCCCAACGUUGAGGCCUUCCCGGGACCCCACAAGAAGCUGGGCCGUUUGGUACCGCCGGCCUCGAGGGGUGGCCCUGCCCUGUCCUCCCGGGGACCCCCAGGUUGAGGGUUUAACCGCGAGUUACCGGCCCUUGAGCGCCUCCAGCCAGAGUUCCCUGCGUUCACUCAUCUCUGCUCUCUGACUUGGGGACCCCCAGGGUCCACUGGAUCCUCCUGCGGCUGGAUGGACUCCGCAGACCCUAUGCCACCCUCUGUCUGCAUUGGCCUUCUGCCCCUUCGAGGGCAGCUCUAGUCAUCUCAAGGAGGCCAGACGUUGGACAGGAAGCAUCUGUUACUAUUAUUGAGAACUUGACCUGACCCUCGGGGUCCGAAUGGUCAAGGCCAAAGGACAAGAGGAAUUCUGCUUCCCUUCCUCUUAGACCUCAGUUCGCGGGUCUUUGAGCCCUGCUUGGGGUAGUUCUGGACUACCGCCCAAAGUGAAAUGUAAGAGGUCAACAAAAGUGGUCAUAAGACCAACCACAGACUUUGAAUAAAGGAUCUGUUUUGGUACAGGGCGCGGGAAAUUGUUAUGUGCGGGAGGAGCUAUGUUAACGAGGUACUGUGCCUAGGCUGGUUGUGUGCAAAUUAAGGGCGUUCCACGGGAAGAGUUUCUU
Odocoileus virginianus texanus is the source of this 1860-nucleotide messenger RNA. It is a transcript of the gene KREMEN2, whose product is annotated as kringle containing transmembrane protein 2. Gene Ontology annotation, cellular component: plasma membrane. Lineage: Eukaryota; Metazoa; Chordata; Mammalia; Artiodactyla; Cervidae. The record is from RefSeq and is a predicted model, not a curated record. Gene Ontology annotation, biological process: multicellular organism development; Wnt signaling pathway.